Molecule: messenger RNA, 3444 nt
Organism: Quercus lobata
Lineage: Eukaryota; Viridiplantae; Streptophyta; Magnoliopsida; Fagales; Fagaceae
Product: disease resistance-like protein DSC1
Exons: 5
Coding region: 23-2563 (846 amino acids)
Biological process (GO): defense response
Molecular function (GO): ADP binding
Source: RefSeq, a predicted model, not a curated record
UAACAAAUCUAGAGGAGUUAAUAUGAUAAUGGAAAGACUUUCUUUUAAGAGGAUUCUCUUAGUUCUUGAUGAUGUGGAUAAAUGGGUCCAAAUAGAAAAUUUGCUUGGAGGAUGUGAUUGGUUUGCUUCUGGAAGCAAAAUCAUUAUAACAACAAGAGACAAACACUUGGGAGCUACUCUUGGAAAAUGUUUUUCAACGUACGAGGUUAAGGAAUUAGAUCAAGAUGAAGCUCUUGAACUCUUUAGUAUGCAUGCCUUCCAAAGUAAUAAACCCAAAAAAGAUUAUUUGGAACUUGCAAACCAAGUUAUAAAAUAUACCAAGGGACUUCCAUUAGCUCUAGUAAUAAUGGGCGCUGAUUUGUGUGGAAGAUCUAAACCUGAAUGGAAAAGUGCAAUAAAUAAGUAUGAAAAAAUUCCUAUCAAAGAAAUUCAAAAAGUACUCGAAAUAAGUUAUGAAGGAUUGGAUGAAGUUGAACAAGAUAUUUUCCUCGAUAUUGCAUGUUUUUUUAAGGGAUUUCAUAAGAAGUAUGUCAUGGAUGUACUAGAUUCUUGCGAUUUAAAUCCAAUUUAUGGAAUUCAAAAACUUAUUGAUAUGUGUCUAAUAAUUGUUGAUCAAUAUGACAAAUUGUCAAUGCAUGACUUGCUACAACAAAUGGGUAAGGACAUUGUUCGACGGGAAUCACCACAGCUACCUGGAGAGCGUAGUAGACUAUGGCAUUAUGAGGAUGUUCUUGAUGUACUAACUGAAAAUACGGGGUCAAAAAAAGUUCGAGGCAUAAUGAUAUGCUCAGCUGAACCAUCAAAGAUUCAAUUAGAGCCUAAAUGUCUUGAAAAGAUGAAAAAUCUCAAGUUUCUUAUAGCUAGUAAUGUAGAGAUUUGUGCAAAUCUUGAAAAUAUUCCCAACGGAUUAAGGGUGCUUGAUUGGCGUGGAUUUCCUUUAUCUUCCUUACCAUCCAAUUUUCAUCCUCAAAAGCUCACUGUACUUAACAUGCCAGAAAGUAGGGUUAUAUUGUACAAGCUUCUCGAGAGGAUACAAUGUAAAAGCUUGGUAUAUAUGAAUUUCCAAUCCUGUCAAUGCAUUAGGGAAUUGCCUGACUUAUCAAUUGCCACCCCAAACAUAAAGCAAUUGAAUCUUCGUGAAUGUAUGAAAUUAGUCAAGGUUCACGACUCUAAUGGAUGUCUUGAUAAGCUUGAAAGUUGGGACCUUACGGGUUGCAUUGAACUUCAAAUUCUUCCAAGCUGCAUCAAGAUGAAAUCUCUUAAAUUUUUAAUUCUCUAUGAGUGCAAUAGGUUUGAGAGGUUCCCUGAUAUUCCACAAGAAAUGGAAAAUUUAAAGUUCCUAAGUUUGGCAUACACUGCCAUUGGAGAGCUUCCUUCAUCAUUUGGGAAUCUCAUUGGGCUUGAGCGAUUAGAUAUAGGUUCCUAUUUCUAUUCGUGUCAUCUUCCAAGUAGCAUCUAUAAAUUGCAAUAUCUUCGCAAACUCAUUCUUCAUGGCAAUGUCCAAUUUGCAAAGGACGUGGAGAUAGGUAGACAAGCACUAUGCAAUUCUUAUGGUGGCUUUUCAAAAUAUGGUUUUCUGAUGUUGAAUCUUGUAAAAAAUUUGUCUUCUUGUUUCCACCUCUCAAAGAAAUGUUUAUUAUCAGGGAGUGAAAAUUUGAACAUCCGAGAUAGCAUUAUGAGAUUCAAUGGAUUAGAUUUUCUUCUAAUUGAGGAUUCUAUGUUCCUUAAGAAAAUUCCGAAACUUCCAGAAAGUAUAAGAUCUGUGUAUGUGUCAAACUGCAUCUCGUUGAAUUCAAAAUCAUUAGAAAAACUAUUCCUUCAGUUUGGAAGAAAUUUAGAGCUUUCACCAAAUAUGACAUGUUCAGGUGUGAAAGGCAAUUUAUUUGUGGAUUCCCAUUCACAUCAAAUUGAUUACUCUUCCCAGCUCUCCCUCCCCAAGUUCUUCCUAAUUGAAGAAGAGUUACGUUCAAAUCUAGAUGUGUAUCUGAUUGAUUUUGGAGAGAGAUAUAAUAUAAUAGUACCAGAAAAGAAGAUUCCAAAGUGGUUCAACCAUCAAAGUAUUGAAAGCUCCAUAUCAUUCUGGGUUGGUCCAAAAUUUCCAACAUUUGCCUUUUGUAUUGCUUUUCAUCUAGUUCCGUUGAAAGACAGUUAUGCAAAUAAUGAUAAGUGCGGUUCUCUCCGUGAUGAUAUAAUUAGUUGGGUUUGUGUUGUCAACAUUUCCAUCAAUGGUCAUAUGCAACCUUUCAUGCGGCAGCCGAUCUUUCAGGGUUUGAAGUGUGAUCAUUUGUGGUUUUACGGUGUACCUCAAAGCCAAUUGCAGCAGAAAUUUGGAGACUUGUUGCAAGGUGAUCAGAAUCAUGUUAAGGUUUCAUGUAAAAUCUCUCAUUGGACAAGUGAAUUUGGAAAUUUUGCGCCUAUCAUUGCAAGGAUGGGGGCACAUGUGGAAUGCACUUUUCCUCCUCAAAAUGUUGGUGACUACUCUGAGCUUGCACCUUUACUACCUUCUUUCUCCACUUCCAAUGGACUUAGACGCAGGAGAACCUCAACCUCCUCUAAUCACUGAUGACACCAGUUGUCUUUCUUUGAAAUCUGAUUAUAAGCUUCCAAUUGAUAUAGCAAAUUUGGGUUUCAUUUGUGUUCUUCUUCAAUGGGCCAGCCCUCCAUAAAAGAUGACACCAUCUUCAAUCGAUAGUCAACAUUAAAGAAACUGAGAAUCUCUUAAUCAAAUUUCAAAGAAAUAUGCCCCAGGCAUUUAUAUGAUCUUCUCACUUUUGCCUUUAAAUGCAAAAGUCCUUUUCCUUGGAAGGCUAAGGACUUGAAAUAAUGAUAAGUGCGAUUCUCUCUGUAAUGAUAUAAUCAGUUGGGUUUGUGUUGUCAACAUUUCCAUCAAUGGUAAUAUGCAACCUUUCAUGCGGCAGCUGAUCUUUCAGGGUUUGAAGUGUGAUAAUUUGUGGUUUUACGGUGUACUUCAUAGCCAGUUGUAGCAGAAAUUUGGAGAUUUUUUGCAAGGUGAUCAGAAUCAUGUUGAGAUUUCAUGUAAAAUCUCUCAUUGGACAAGUGAAUUCAGAAAAUUUGCACCCGUCAUUGCAAGGAUGGGGGCACAUGUGGAAUGUACUUGUCCUCCUCAAAAUGUUGGUGACAACUCUGAGCUUGCACCUUUAUUACCUCCUUUCACUCCCAAUGGAUUUAGAUGCAGAAGAACCUCAACCUCCUCUAAUCACUGAUGACACCAGUUGUCUUUCUUUGACAUUUGAUUCUAAGCUUCCAAUUGAUAUGGCAAAUUUGGGUUUGAUUUGUAUUCUUCAAUGGGCCAUCCCUCCAUAAAAGAUGACACCAUCUUCAAUCGAUAGCCAACAUUAAAGAAACUGAGAAUCUUUUAAAUCAAAUUUCAAAGAAAUAUGCCCAGGUACUAUUAUUCAAUUGAAAGUUGAAACUGUUUUACUU